Molecule: messenger RNA, 3831 nt
Organism: Miniopterus natalensis
Lineage: Eukaryota; Metazoa; Chordata; Mammalia; Chiroptera; Miniopteridae
Gene: CNTROB
Product: centrobin, centriole duplication and spindle assembly protein
Biological process (GO): centrosome separation; mitotic cytokinetic process; regulation of cilium assembly
Cellular component (GO): centrosome; centriole
Source: RefSeq, a predicted model, not a curated record
UGGUCUUUCCCGGUGCGGGCUCGGUGGAGGGGGCUAGCCCUUGUCCUCACCUUGACGAAUUGCGGGGCUGAGGACUGGAAGUGCGGGAUCAUUGGGACGGGGUAAUCGCGGUAGAGCAUCUCAGGCUAGGUUUGAGGGCGGCGUAGUUUUUUGGGACGUUCCGAGAGUGUGACUGAGUGUUCACAAGGUUUCUUUUGGGGUAGUAGGAAGGGAGGGAUUCUAGGGGGCCUUGCCAUGGUUUUCUUGCUAGGAAGGGUUGGAGGGGGUAUACAAGAGAGUUGACCCUGGGUAGAAGGGUGCAGCGGGCUGAAGGGUGUGGGGAGCUUGACGUUCCUGCCUCUCUGAGACUGGAGCAAGUUGAUGGGCAAGUAAGGCAGCUGGACGGAAAUUAGGCCCCUAUUGGAUUUGGGUUUGUUUCAGUUUGCACGUCUGGGUGUGAGAUAAGGGCUGAGUGGACCAGUGGUAGCCUGUGCCAGAAGUUGACCUGCAACUUUCAGCACUUCAGAUGAACUACAGUGGUGCUUUUGCCCGGCAAUCGGUCUUCUGUCCCCACUCACUGCUUGCUGCACCCUCCUUUUUCACAGUUUCCAGGAGCUGUGGAAAGAAAUGCUUUUGCUCUCUCCCAUGACCUGUGGUACCGGUGGGAACCUUUCCUCUAACCAGAAAGACUCCAUACCCUUAUUCACCAAGGUUCCUUGGCUUGGAGUCUUCCUCCUUUCUCCCAAAUCUUCCUUUUCUGUGUACUUUCCCCACUGGGCUCUUCUGAAGCAGAACAAGGAAUUCCCAGCUCUCCUGUCUCCACUUGUCUCUUGCCUGUACUUAUGGCGACAUCAGCUACCAGCCCCAGUUCACCUCUCCGGGCGGAGGAUCUCCUGAGUGAUUCAUCAGAAGCCCCUGGGCUGAACCAAGUAUCCUCUGAGGUCACCUCCCAGCUCUAUGCUUCUUUGCACCUCAGUCGUCAGGCAGAGGCCACAGCCCGAGCGCAGCUGUAUUUACCCUCCACCUCCCUACCGCCUCAUGAGGGGUUAGACAGCUUGGCCCAAGAGCUGAGUCGCAGUUUGUCACUUGGAUUGGAGAACAACUUGAAGAAAAAGAUGAGGGAGGAUGGUUCCAAGCAUAUCUUUGAGAUGGAAAGUGUUCGGGGCCAACUCCAGAGCAUGCUCCAAACCUCACGUGAUACAGCCUAUCAGGAUCCCUUUGCUCUAGGCGCUGGUUCAGAGAGACGGGAAGAAGACUCCUUUGACAGUGAAAGCACAGCCACCUUACUUAACACCCGGCCUCUGCAAGACUUAUCUCCAUCUAGCUCAGCCCAAGCCCUGGAGGACUUGUUUCCCCGCUACACCAGCCUUCGGCCAGGACCCCCACUCAAUCCCCCGGAUUUUCAGGGCCUGAGAGAUGCACUGGAUUCAGAGCAUACCCGUCGCAAGCAUUGUGAGCGCCAUAUUCAGAGCCUGCAGACCCGAGUGCUAGAGCUUCAGCAACAGUUAGCUGUGGCUGUGACUGCUGACCGCAAGAAAGAUAUCAUGAUUGAACAACUGGACAAGACCCUGGCCCGUGUGGUGGAGGGCUGGAACCAGCAUGAAGCUGAGCGCACAGAGGUACUUCGAGGACUCCAGGAAGAACGCCAGGCAGCUGAACUCACUAGAAGCAAGCAGCAGGAGACAGUAACCCGCCUGGAACAAAGUCUUUCUGAGGCCAUGGAGGCCCUGAAUCGCGAGCAGGAAGGUGCCAGACUACAGCAACGGGAAAGAGAGAUGCUGGAAGAGGAAAGGCAAGCUCUGACCUUGAGCUUGGAGCUAGAACAGCAGCGGUGCCGGGCCCUGCAGGAAGAACGGGAUGAGGCUCGUGCUGGGCAAAUCAGUGAGCAUCGACAGUUGGAGACGCUUCAGGUUGCCCUAGAAGAAGAAAGGCAGACCUGGGCCCAGCAAGAGCUCCAGCUUAAGGAACGCUACCAGGCACUGCAGGAGGAGGGCAAGGCUCAGUUGGAAAGGGAGAAGGGGAACAUGCAGAGGGAAGCGCAGGCCGCCCGGGAGGCCCAGCAGCAGCUGACAUUGACGCAGUGUGAGGUGCGGCGGUUGGAAGGAGAGCUGGAUACGGCUCAGAGAGAGAGAGAUGCCCUGCAGCUGGAAAUGAGCUUGGUGCAGGCCCGGUACGAAAGCCAGAGGAUCCAACUGGAGUCAGAGCUGGCUGUGCAGCUGGAGCAGCAGGUGACAGAGCGGCUGGCACAGGCUCAGGAGAGCAGCCUGCGACAAGCAGCCUCCCUGAGGGAGCAGCACAGGAAGCAGCUGCAGGACCUAAAUGGACAGCACCAGCAGGAAUUGUCCACUCAGUUGACUCAGUUCAAGGUGGAAAUGGCAGAACGAGAGGAAAGACAGCAGCAGGUGGCUCAGGACUAUGAGCUCAGACUGGCCCGGGAGCAAGCACGAGUGCGGGAACUGCAGAGUAGGAACCAGCAGCUGGAGGAACAGCGGACCGAGCUGGUAGAGCGACUCCAAGCCAUGCUGCAGGCCCACUGGGAGGAGGCAAACCAACUGCUCGGCACCUCUACCCUGCCUUCUAACCCCCCAGCCCCGGCUGCCAGCUCCUCUAGCCCUGGGCCUCAGGAACGAGAGAAGGGGGAGAGGAGGAUCUGGACUAUGCCUCCCAUGGCUGUGGCCCUAAAGCCUGUAUUGCAGCAGAGCCGGGAAGCAAGGGAUGAGCUGCCUGGAGUGCCGCCUGUUCUCUGCAGCUCCUCCCCAGAUCUUAGCCUCCUAUUGGACCCCACUUUCCAGAGCCAACAUUCCUUCCAGCUCCUGGAGCCAAAGCCAGAUCUCACUUCAGUUGGGGCCUUCCAUUCCAAUCAAAGAGCAGAACGGCCAUUCCCUGAGGAAGAUCCUGGGUCAGAUGGGGAUGGAUUCCUAAAGCAAGAGCUGCCACCUCCUCCUCAGCUGGAGGGCCUCAAGCAUUUUUUGCACCAGCUGCUGGAGACAGUACCCCAGAACAAUGAGAACCCCUCUGUGGACCUGUUACCCCCUAAGUCUGUUCCCCUGACUGUCCCAUCUUGGGAGGAAGCCCCUCAAGUGCCACGCCUCCCACCCCCUGUCCAUAAAACUAAAGUACCGUUAGCCAUGGCAUCUAAUCUUUUCCGGGUCCAUGAGCUUCCCUCAACCCAUCUACAGAGCAGCGGUCCCAGCAGUGGCUCCCCAGAGAGGGGUAGAGAUGGGCUCACAUCCUCGAGGCAGCUGAUGGAGAUGUCUCAGCUCUUACGACUAUACCAAGCUCGGGGCUGGGGGGCACUGCCUGCUGAGGAUCUGCUGCUCUACCUGAAGAGGCUGGAACAUAGCGGGACUGACAGCCGAGAGGAUAGCAUCCCAAGAAGGAACACAGACUCCCACUUGGGUGAGAUCCCCCGGAAAGAGAUUCCUUCCCAGGCUCUCCCCCGCCGCCUUGCCACAGUCCCUAAGACUGAAAAGCCUCCAGCACGCAAGAAAGGCGGACACCCUGCCCCUACUAGCGUGAGGAGUCGGGCAGGAAUCUGGAGAUAAGUCCCUGCCCUUUCCCCUCUUUUUUGUUUUCUUCUUAUUACUAUUUUAAUAAAUGCUCAAUAGUCUGCAUUAGAGUCUGUGACUCUUAGGAAUUUGGCAAAUGGAAGUUUUGUAGGAAACUAUUUUGUAAGGACCCUUACUUUAUUCUGUUUGAGUAUGUUUUUUAUAUGUUACGUUUCUAUUUUAUAGUCUGUGGAAAAAGACAUGAAGACAGUCUUAUGGCUAGAUUGGUGAAGUUUUAAUGAGCUAAGGUUCAAUGUUUUGAAAAUAAAGCCCACAGAGUGAUUAGCUCUGGUUGGUAGUAUAA